GGGGGGGGGGGGGGGGUUUGUCUGUCUGUCUGCAAGCAAAUGACAACUCUCUUGCGUCGCAUCUUUCCUCCACUCCGCUGGAGUCAUCAUCAUCAUGGAAGCCGAGGUCUAUGAUAAUCUCAACCUGCAGGACAACUGUCUCGUCCGCUCUUGCCUCUCCAAAUUCGGUGCAGAGAAGGAGUACGUAAAAUUCAGCGGGUAUGUAGUGAAAUUCUAUGGUCCUUUUAGCGUGAACAAGUUUCUGCAAUGGCUGAGGAUGGGGACGAGAGUGCUUCUCAUCACUAACGCCGCUUUGUACAACCUCAAGGGUGACAACUUCGACUGCCAUCGCCGUCUCCCUCUCUCCAAAAUCUCGUCGAUCAUCCGAUGCUACCUCAGGCAACAAUUUAUUAUCAAAGUGAAACGGGAGAAAGCGCGCAGCUAUUUGAGUGAGGAAGUAAGUGUGAUCUGCGACAGUAUCCGAUUUGCUCAAGCGGUCAAGUGCCAUGCAGCAUGCCCAAUAACAUACAAGAAGAAAAAAGAGUUGAACAACUUUGUGCUGCGCAUGGCGAAGCACACCCUCAAUAGAAUAAACGCCAAGGAAGAUAAGACCCGGAAAAAAAUUGUCAUCGAUAAUGUGGACGGCGUUAGCGAACGCGUUGAAACGAUGGAUGCUGAUUCUGUCAUCGCCGAGUACCUCCGAAGGGUACAGGGCCCAAGCGAAGCCAACGGAGUCGGAGUGAGCAGGAGCAAGCUUUUACACUGAGGAAUAAAGUUAAGGAGAGUAGUUCGAAGGGGAUCUUGGCCUGAAACAUCCGACACAAUCCAUGGAAGUAGCUAACUAAGGGAGGGCAUGAACACCCCAAGAAGCUUGGCACAGCAGCAGCAGGGUGGUGGUGAGGAAUCCCCCUCCCCAGCGUGGGAGAAGCAGCGUCUCAGCGGGGGGGUCUCUCUUUCUUCUUCACUGUCUUCUUCGCUGGCUGGCUGUGGUGGAGGGAUCGGGCACUAGUAAUGGAGACGGCAACCCGGGCAAGAUGAUCUGACCCCAUGGCCUUCCCAGUUAGAUCCGCAGUUUGUAGCCCCCGAGUUAGUCAGUCAGUCAGUUAGUUAGUUGUGGGUCCACCCACCCACUAGGGGGGACUGCGGCGGAACGGGAAUUAUUGCCCGUGAAUGCAAGCCAGGCCCAACCAAGCAGUCCAGAGUAUGGCUGGGCGAGAGAGAGAGAGAGAGCUUUGUGGCUCUUCCCGUCCCCCUCCCCGUCCCGUCCCAUGCCUCCCCCUCUCUCCCUUAGUAAGCAUUUUGACUUCUUCCCUUCCCUUCUUCAUCCUCAUCAUCCUCCCCCUUCUGCAUUUGGUAUGGAUGAUUAUCAUCUAUGACGAAGCUUCUGUUUAUUACCUGUUUUUAUCCUUGUAUCCACUUCUAUGGUGUGUGUGUGUUCCUCACUCACUCUAAGCCACUAUUUUGGAUACUAUAAUUUUCAAUUGUAGAAAUCUUCUGAUGAAAAACAUGUAACAAAAAUGAUGUACUAUAUUU
Physcomitrium patens is the source of this 1512-nucleotide messenger RNA. RefSeq lists its product as uncharacterized. Lineage: Eukaryota; Viridiplantae; Streptophyta; Bryopsida; Funariales; Funariaceae. The record is from RefSeq and is a predicted model, not a curated record.